AUGUCAACCACCAACAGUGAAUUGUCUACCCUAACUCAGCAACAAGAACUUGAUUCAAAACUUGGGACCACAUCACGCAUUCCUAGGCUAACUGAUGCCAACGACUUUCCCGAGUGGAAGUGGCGCUUUGAACAGCAUCUUAAGGUUAAAGAUUACAAGCUAUGGCGCAGCAUCUUGAGGGGACCUAGGGAAAUUAUGAUGGAAAGUCCUACAGAACCUGAUGUUAAAGUUAAGAAGCCUCGAGAACAAUACACUGAAGAUGAUUUGCUUAUUGUUGAAGAAGAUGAUCGAGCUUUCUCUUACUUGACCAUGGGUUUGGGUCCUAAUAUUGCCAUGGGCUUUCGCACCUGCAAAUCUGCCAAGGAACUGUGGGACUCUCUGGUAGAAGUGUAUGAAGGUAACGAAGAUAUGAAAGAAAGUCGAAGGAACUUGCUGCAACAAAAUUUCAACAAUUUCAACCAUAUUUAUGGUGAAACAGUAGAUAAUCAGAUCCAAAGGUUUGUCAAGCUGGUGACUCAAAUGCAGAUGGAAGAAAUUCAUACCUCAAACGCCUCCACCAACAGACAACUUCUCAAUGCUUUGCCCAAGAGUUGGGAUCAUCAUGUUGCUAUGAUCAAGAAGACUAAAGAUCUUGCAAGAUGCACCCUGUCUGAGAUGAUCUCGCACAUCAAAGCUUGUGAAUUGGAUGACAAGCAGAGAGAGACUAACUACAAGAACAGCAUGCUGGCUGCCGGUUUCUCAAUAGCUCCAACCACGUCUAGCGACAGCAACACAGCUCUUCUAUCACAAGGAGGAUUUCAGAUGUUUCGCAAUAAUUCCUCUGUCUCUCAAUCUGGAUCCUCAAAUCAAAUCGUCUCUUCAGCUUCUCCAGCUUCAGUUCAAAAUGCUGGAAAGGCUUCUGCUGCUGCCUCUGCUUCUGCUCACUCUACGAACAAUGAGAUGAUGGCAUUUUUCGCAAGUCAGUCAAAGGAAAAGCUAGACAUAGCAGCUUCUGUAAUCAACUGUUUGAAUGCUUUUCUUGCAGGGAAGCUUGAUCCACCAAAGUGGAGUCAAGAUGAUUUGUCACAGAUUCAUCCAGAUGAUGUUGAAGAAAUGGAUAUCACCUGGCAAAUGGCAAUGGCGGCAUUCAGAGCUCAAAAGUUUGUGAAGAAAACGGGUAAAAACAGGUGGGGUAACGCUUGGAAUGGAGCUUCUAAAGUGCCCUUCAAUCUUCGCUGUUUCAACUGUCAUGAGGAAGGACACUAUGCUAGGAACUGCCCGAAGCCACCCAUGAACAGAGAUCAGAAUCCUACUACUCCUGCACAACCAGCUACUCCUAAUCGAGAAAGGGCUCUUGUGUCUACUACAAGUAUAGCAGAUGCAGCUGCCUCUGGAAGUCCACAGCCGCAGGGAUUAGCACAAGCGCUGGUGGUGCAGCCAAAUGUCAACUUUGACUGGUCUUCUGAGAUUGAGCGUCUGAACAUAUCAGCUCCAGAUAAUCAAGCUGCAACUUCUAACAUUGCUUUCAUGACCUCAAACGAGCAUGACCCUGAGCCACAGGAAGAGACUGCUGCUGACGAUUUCGCUUUCAUGACUCAAAUCCUGUCAGCACCUGUCAAAGGUCUCACCAAAGAAGAGAUGAUAGCUCAGAAGUAAGAUGUGAUGAUGUUCAUGGGAGUGAACCAGUUAUUGUUUCAAACGUUUCUGAACCUUAUUUUGAAUAUUAUUCUGAACCAACUGAGUCU
This is a messenger RNA of Helianthus annuus (common sunflower), 1724 nucleotides long. RefSeq lists its product as uncharacterized. NCBI's taxonomy places the organism in Eukaryota, Viridiplantae, Streptophyta, Magnoliopsida, Asterales, Asteraceae. The record is from RefSeq and is a predicted model, not a curated record. The coding region runs from base 1 to 1635 and encodes 544 amino acids. Gene Ontology annotation, molecular function: nucleic acid binding; zinc ion binding. The transcript has 2 exons.